AUGGUUGUUGAUGAUGGUAUCGAUAUUCAGAAAAAGAGUGAAUUGGAAUUUUCAAAGAAAGAAGAAGAAAACAAUAAAUCGGACUCCUUUGAUCUUGACAACAUUGAAAAUCCCUUCGCGUCCAAGCCAAAAAUUUCAAACGAUACUGAUCUUGCCACGCCUACGAAAUCCAAGUUUGAUGAUGAGGACGAUAUGUUCGCAAUAACAGCAACCCCCAAAUCAAAGAUUGCUAUUAAGGCCAAUCCUCCAGAUAAUGAUGAAAUUCCUUUACCAAAACAAGAAUUAUUUACUAAUUCUCAAGAAAAGGAGGAAAUGAUCGACCAAAAGCCAAAGCAAAACACAUCUAAACCAGAUUCCAUUGAAGAGAGACCAAUUAAACCAAAAUCUUCUCAAAUUAAUUGGGACGAUGAUAUCAAACCUCAACAAAAGCCAAAGAAGAAGGUCCAAAACUGGGAUGAUGACAAUGAUGAUGUUUUCAAGGUCACAUCUCCUCCAAAGAAGAAGAUUACUCCGAAGAAACCGAAAUCAUUUGGGCGGAUGAUAACGAUGAUGUAUUUAAAGUAG
Molecule: messenger RNA, 564 nt
Organism: Trichomonas vaginalis G3
Lineage: Eukaryota; Parabasalia; Trichomonadida; Trichomonadidae
Exons: 1
Coding region: 1-564 (187 amino acids)
Source: RefSeq, a predicted model, not a curated record